GUUAGGGAACAAUUCUCCCUUGCCUGGGAGGUACAGUUCUGACAUCUGCUACCGAGAUGGAAGUUUGUCUGGAGUAGCUCAGGUACCUUUUAGGAUUUGGUGAAAGGAGGAGGGUGAGCGUUGGGAGUGGGUGGUGCUGUAAAGCCAUAUUGGCUUCUGGGGUCAUCGGGGGACCAUGGAUAAAGAAGUCCUUGCCCUUUUUUAUUUCACUUCUUGGAAGCUGGGAGUUUUGCCCUCAGUGAGGGCCAAGGUGGCGGUUUGUGCAUAUGCCCCUGGUCCCCUGACUCUAGAGGGAGGGUCUGGUCCUUUUCCUUGCGUUUUUUGUAUUUUAUUUUUGGUCGUCUCCUCACUUGGCAGAACUUCUGCAAGCUGUCUGACCUCACCAGGGUAGAGGCCUUUACUCCCUUCCCCCUUUCUGUUUGAUGUUCUCGUGACUUUUAUUCCUUGGCAAAUAAAGAUGCCAGGCUUGAAACAAGUUACUGUUGAGGGAUGGUUCUUAACUUCCUCUGCCCACCCGCCCCUGUUUAAAAAAUUUAAAGGCAGCAGUCCGUGGAUUAUUAACUUGACAUGGUCUGGGCAAACAUGAAAUUAUGCAAUCCUCAGUGUUCCUAGAGAACCACCCGGGCUGGGAGUGUGCCCUGCUCUGACAAAAGGAAGACGCCCUGUGGGGGAAAGUCGAGACGGCCUUGCACCCUUAUUUUUCGGCAGUGGAUGGUGACGGGGGAGGCCCACACAGGGCAGGUUUUCCAGUGAUGUGCUCGCUCUGCCCAUCUUCAAGCAGGAGGAACCCCAGCUGUCCCCCGAGAACGAGGCCCGCCUGCCACCCCUGCAAUAUGUGUUGUGUGCUGCCACGUCCCCAGCCGUGAAGCUGCAUGAAGAGACGCUGACCUACCUCAACCAAGGUCAGUCUUAUGAAAUCCGACUACUGGAGAAUCGGAAGCUGGGAGACUUUCAAGAUCUGAACACAAAAUAUGUCAAGAGCAUCAUCCGUGUGGUCUUCCAUGACCGCCGGCUGCAGUAUACGGAGCACCAGCAGCUGGAGGGCUGGCGGUGGAGUCGGCCAGGGGACCGGAUCCUGGACAUCGAUAUUCCACUGUCUGUUGGUAUCUUGGACCCCAGGGCCAGCCCGACCCAGCUGAAUGCAGUCGAGUUUUUGUGGGACCCUGCGAAGAGAGCUUCUGCAUUCAUUCAGGUACACUGCAUCAGCACAGAAUUCACCCCCAGGAAGCACGGGGGCGAGAAGGGAGUGCCCUUUCGAGUCCAGAUUGACACGUUUAAGCAGAACGAGAAUGGGGAGUACACGGAGCACCUGCACUCAGCCAGCUGCCAGAUCAAGGUGUUCAAGCCGAAGGGAGCCGAUCGGAAACAGAAGACUGACCGGGAGAAGAUGGAGAAAAGAACUGCCCAAGAGAAGGAGAAAUACCAGCCGUCCUAUGAAACCACCAUCCUCACAGAGUGCUCUCCAUGGCCCGACGUGGCCUACCAGGUGAACAGCGCCCCGUCCCCAAGCUACAAUGGUUCUCCAAACAGCUUUGGCCUCGGCGAAGGCAACGCCUCUCCGACCCACCCGGUGGAGGCCCUGCCCGUGGGCAGUGACCACCUGCUCCCAUCAGCUUCGAUCCAGGAUGCCCAGCAGUGGCUUCACCGCAACAGGUUCUCGCAGUUCUGCCGGCUCUUUGCCAGCUUCUCAGGUGCUGACUUGCUGAAGAUGUCCCGAGAUGAUUUGGUCCAGAUCUGUGGUCCCGCAGAUGGGAUCCGGCUCUUCAACGCCAUCAAAGGCCGGAAUGUGAGGCCAAAGAUGACCAUUUAUGUCUGUCAGGAGCUGGAGCAGAAUCGAGUGCCCCUGCAGCAGAAGCGGGACGGCAGUGGAGACAGCAACCUGUCUGUGUACCACGCCAUCUUCCUGGAAGAGCUGACCACCUUGGAGCUGAUUGAGAAGAUCGCCAACCUGUACAGCAUCUCCCCCCAGCACAUCCACCGAGUCUACCGGCAGGGCCCCACGGGCAUCCAUGUGGUGGUGAGCAACGAGAUGGUGCAGAACUUCCAAGAUGAAUCCUGUUUUGUCCUCAGCACAAUUAAAGCUGAGAGCAAUGAUGGCUACCACAUCAUCCUGAAAUGUGGACUCUGAGCAGCAGUGGACCUCAUACCUGUCUCCAGCUCCCAGCCCUGUGGAUCCCCGUGGAUGUAGACAUUGCCCCACUGUAAGCUGUGGCCUCACCAGGCAAGCUGAGGCCAGGAGGGACCCUGCCCAGUCUGUGAAAGCUACAGAGCACCAACCAGCAGAAGCCUGUGGACACCAAGUACGGUGUACAGAAAGCCAGUGGCUCCUUUCUCCCUUCCUCUUGGCCUCCAGAUUUUGAAUGGUUCCUUGUUCUUUUCUAUUGGUCCAACCCUGACGUUCUAAAAGGGCAAACAGUGGAGACGUCUGCUCUGAAAUCCCUCAUCCCUUAGUUGGAAGCUGAUUGGGUAUCUUGGUGCUGCCUGUAUUGGUCCCUUCUGACCACUCUCCUGCCUCCAGAGAAAGCUCUGCUUCACCCUGGAAGCUGGUACCUUUACCUCCUCCUCUGGGAGUUGGCUGCAUGGCCAGCACUGCCGACUUGAUGGGAGCAGUUUGCCCUCAUUCUCCUGUUUCAGGUUUGCUUCCCUUCUCAGUGACCCUGGUGAGCAUCCGCCUUUCCUGUUCUUGGAUGAAUUGAUGGGAGUGGGGCUAUUCUGUGCCUUCUACCUCUUUCUUCUCUACGUUGUUUCUAAGGAUCUGCUGCUGCGGAACCCAAAGAUGUGCUCCUGUCUCUGCACUGGCGCAUUGGCAUGGUAGAUGCCACAAUGUAUGUGCACGGCCUUUCUCAGAGACAUUAGUUCUGAGGCCCUUUGUGGGGAGGUUAGGGGGAUGGUAAUAGAAAAAGACUAUUUUAUUUCCUGGCAAUCACGGGUAAGGAGGAUUAGGAAUGAGUAUUCCAUUCCUAGGUGUCAUCAGAUGACCUUGACCACCACAAUACCAGGCCCUCUUGGAUGGACUUAUAGAAAGUUAGAGAAGACCUUGUUGAACCGCUGCUAAACUUGCCACAGGAGCGAUGUGUUUUCUCUGAGUGCCCCUCACUUACAUGUUUAUCUUUGUUUGUAGAGGCUAUGUUUAGGAUAUUUUGCCUGCAUCAGAAUGGGUGCAUCAUCUUUCUUAAUGGCCUAACUAUCGGGAAAUUUGAGUGUCAGUAACUGUGGUAGACUCAGAAAUUCGUCUUUGUCUUGCCUCUGGUUCCUGGGAUCCAGUGAUCUCUACUGGCCCAGGGCUUCAGCUCUUGGUUAAUUUAGGUUCAUGGGGAACCCUCUGACCACCUGAAUGGGAUGUCAUAGCUUCUAAAUGGAGCUUCUGUGGAAUGAAGUGCUAGACUGAAGGACUACCAGAAUAAAACAGGGUCUACAAUGGGGAGAACUUGUUUUAUAGAUGAGGAAACCAAGGCUCAGAGGGGCAAAGUCACCUGCAUGGUAGCACAUAGUGAUAGGGUAGCGAUAUAAAUUUAUCAUAUAAACCAGGACAUCUCGGAAUAAAAGGGGCUCUGUUAGUCAUUAUGUUGGGUAAUAGCCGUGGCAUUCCUACAGAACAGAGUGAGGACAGGCUCCUGAUUCCUCUUCCUUCUUUAGAGGAGAAGCGGGGAGUGGGUUAACUAACAGCUUUAUUGAGAUGUCAUUCACAUGCCAUUCAGUUUACCCAUUGCUAGUGUCCAAUUGUAUUCACAGAACCACCAUCAAUUCACAGAAUUACAGUCAACGUUGGUACAUUUUCAUCACCCCCAGUAAAACCCCGUACCCUUGGUCUGUCACUCCUGCUUUCCUAACUCCUGCAGUCCAAGGCAGCCAUGAAUCUACUUUCUAUGUAAGAUUAACCUACUCUGGACAUUUCAUAUAUCUGGAAUCAUGUGAUAUCUCUUUUGUGACUGGCUUCUUCCACUGAAUGUUUUCUAGGGCCGUCCAAGUUGAGGAUGUAUCAGUACUUCAUUCUUUUGUAUUGCUGAAUAAUACUUCAUUGUAUAGAUAGACCACAUUUGUUUAUUGAUUCAUCAGUUGAUGGACAUUUGUGUGUUUUUACUUUUUGGCUACUCUGAAUGAUGCUGCUAUGAACAUAUUUCUACAAGAUUUUGUGUGGACAUAUGUUUUCAUUUCUUUUAGCAAUAUACAUAGGAGUGGAAUUGCUAGGUCUUACAGUAACUCCGUGUUUUAACUUUUUGAGAAACUGCCAGACUGUUUUCUAUAGCAGCUGUACCAUUUUACAUUCCCACCAGCAAUGUAUCCAGGUUUCAAUUUGUCUACAUCCUCAUCAACACUUGCUAUUAUCUGUCUUUUUGCUUUUAGCAUCCUAAUGAGUAUGAAAUGCUAUCUUGUGGUUUUGAUUUGCAUUCCCCUGAUGGCAACUGAUGCUGAGUGUCUUUUCCUGUGCUUACGGGCCAUGCGUAUUUCUUUGGAGAAAGGUCUAUCCAGGUCCUUUGCCUAUUUUUAAUUGAGUUGUCUUUUUUUUUUUAAGUUUUCUGUUUUCCUAACCACUAGACUACCAGGGAUGAGCCUUCUUUUUAUUAUUGAGUUGGGUGAGCUAUUUGUAUAUUCUAGACGCCAGUCUUUUAUCAGGUAUAUGACUGGUAAAAAUGUUCUCCCCUUCUGUGGAUUGUUUUCAGUUUCUUGUUGGUGUCCUUUGAGACACAAAACUUUUUAACUUUGAUGAUUUCCAAGAUACGUAUUUUUUUUCUAUUGUCACUUGUGCUUUUGGUGCCAUAUCUAGAAAACCAUUGCCUAAUCCAAGGUCAAGAAGAUUAAUGCCUGUGUUUUCUUCUAAGAACUAUACUUUUAGUUCUCACAAUGGUCUUUGAUCCAUUUCGAGUAUAUUUUUAUAUAUGAUGUGAUGUAGGGGUCCAGCUUCAUUCUUUUGCUUGUGGAUCUCCACUUGUCCCACUGCUGAUUAUUGAGAAAAAUAUCCUUUCUCCACGGAAUUGUCUUGGCAUCCUUGCUAAAGGCCUCUGCUUCUUACUGGAUCUUCUUUCCUGGGACAUGGUGUCGUUGGGAAGCUUACCUUUUUUUUUUUUUUACUUAGUCUGUGUUUGGUUCCACCAGUUUUAUGCUGCCUUUCUACUCUGUUCUUGCUGUCUCCCUCUUUACCUGAGUCAACGGUACUGAGUCCUAUCUCUCUCUGAUGUUCCCCAGUCUUCCUUGGUGCAUGUUCUAGCUCCACACACUAGUCCUUGGAGGAAGGUUGAGACCAAUGAUUUCCUGUUAUGAGUCAUGAGGAAACUGAAUCACCUAGAAGUGGAAUAAUGUGCUCAGGGUCACCAUAGCCCAUUAGUGGAAGGACCAGGACUAGACCUUUAGUCUUCUGAGGUCCAGCCCCUUAGGCUGUCUGUCAUCACUGUACCCAAGUGAUGUCACUACCAAGGCCAAAUGAUGGUGGGCUAAAUUUUAAUUCUCAAAAGUGUAGGAGGCUAAUAUUGUCUUCUAAGUUCCAAAAGAAGAUGUAAUAAAAGUCUGUUACCUUAAGUGUGCUAUUAGUAGAGUCUUCCAUUUUUCUGGCAUGCCCCUGGCAUCUGCUCUUCUUACCUUCUCGUGGUUGUAGUUAAAGCUUAUAGCUUAUGAAAGAAUAGAAAAUAAUAAAUACCAAAAAAAAGUACACAUGGUAAUUUGGUACCAAAAUAUCUCAGCUGCCUAAUUUAGCAGCUCAUCCCUUCCACAGGGGUCAGAUGAGCUAAAGCUCCAGGUUUUAUUUUUCAUUUGAUUGACAUACAGAAAAGCCAUAGCCCUUCCCACAGCUGUCCAGGGUCUUUCCUGUGAGUCCGGAGGUGCUGGCCUAUUGAGCAGGACAGCUCUUCCCAGGGCAUUCCCACCAACCUGUGGCUUCUGAACUGUAGCUUCUUUUUACAGUGAACCCCAGAGGGAAAUAAGACAGACACAUGUGCUCAGGCCACCAUCUUGAACUGGAAGCCCAAAGCUGAGUUCCUUACUCUUAGGUCGUCACGGUUUUUGCGGGGUAUCUGCAAGGUUGAGAUAAACCCUUUCCUGUUUACCAGGUUGUCCUUUCUGGAUGAAGGGACAGAGGCUGUUGAAUGGAGGAAUAAUAGGUUUGCUGGAGGAGGGGCAUGGUAUGCCUGUGGAAAGGACAGGAUGGGGUGGGGAGGUCGAGGCUUUGACUUGGGGUCCUAAACAAAGGUCAGGUGUUGCCCUAGUGACCUCUUGCCCAGACAGCCCAGAGCCCCUUACACAGAGCUAUUAACCUAGGGAAGGCUUUACCAGCAGUGGACUGGAGCCAGCCAGGGUCACAAGUUUCCAAGUCCAGCAUUGCUUCAGGGGCUGGCCUGAGUAACUGAAGAUCUGAAAAUCAUUAACAAGUCGAUGAAAUAAACGGAAAAGCCUCUUAGGCUGUUGUCAGUGGAGCAGAGGGAGAAAGUCCCUAGGCGCUCAGAGGGGGUGAGAAAGCAGUGGAUGAUUGGGCGGGGGUGGGGGAUUAGAUGUUGACACUGCCUGGGGUGUAGGAAGAGGAACAGAGAACCCAGAGUCAGGGUCCUAGAUCCCAGACCCUCGCUCAGUAUGAGUCUCUUUGCCUCUCUGGGUCUCUAUCUCCUCCUCUUACAAAUACAGGCUUGGUGAUCUCUGAAGAUGGCACCAACCUGCCAUGAAAUGAAUCUGAGGGGUUUUCCCAUUUUUCCCUCCAUCAAAAUCGUACAAAAAGCUGGACGUGGUGGCCCAUGCCUCUAAUCCUAGCAUUUUGGGAGGCCGAGGUGGGAGAAUCACUUGACGCCAAGAGUUCGAGACCAGCCUGGGCAUCGUAGUGAGACUCCAUCUCUGUCUUUUUGAAAAUAAAAAAUCUUUGAAAAUUGCACAACAGGCAGGAGACCUUUACGUGUGCCCAUCCUGGUUGUACACAGUGCCACCAGUGCUCCUGCAGUGCAAGGCGGCAUGCUUCUUGACAUGGGUCAGAUUGUGUCCAUCGUGUCUUUGGGAAUCAGCCCUAGCUCCUAACUGGGCUGACUACUUCCUCCGCAAACUUAUGGGGGCUCCCAGAUAUUCCUUGCCAGCCAGGGGCCAGACACAGUGCAGGCACAGUCUGUGUCAUUGGUGCACAUGUGCGUGUUUACAUGUGUACCUGGGUUCCUUCCCUUGCCCAUGAAUUUGCCAUGAGCACAGCCAGAAGCAGCCUCAGCUUGGCAAGGUGUGGAGAUGACUGCUGUUCCCUUCGCAUUUGGGGAAAACAGGCUCCCUCGGUAGCUCGAUGAUCCUCUUUUGAUCUUGUGUGACCUCCUGGAGAGUGGAUGAAGCUGGUGGCCUUAGCUUUUCUAGACAGUGUAAGUGGCACUGGGCAAGGCCCCCAGAGCAGGGCAAGGUCUCUAGAGCGGGUCUCCCACAUGACUGGCUUCACACAGGCACUUCCGCUCGGGUUGCAUGCUCUGUGUCAUCUUACCGGUCCAGGGUUGCAGGUAGGAAAUGUUUGUACCCUCUUCUGAUUGCCACCUCCUUCCCAUCGCCCCUUAGGGACAGGGCUUGAGGGCCAGUGAGGCGCUGGUCAGGCACCCCAGGCCUCCUUGGGACCUGCCCAGGGGCACCCUGAGAGCUCCUGAAACCCCCACUUAGCUUCCAGACCUUUCUGCAAAAGCUCCUCCUGGCUUUCCUCCCUCCCCCAAUCUAUGGGUCACAGCUAACAGAUCUGAGGGCAACUGCUGUGCUAGUGGCCAGGGCUGCACCUGCCAUCCCCGGCUCUGCCACUUUAGGGCCUUCUAGAGGCAGUGUCCUUAGGAAGUAGCUCUGAGGCAUGGGUUUUCUGCUCCUGUGCAGGGCAGCUGAUGGGAUAAGGUGGGGAAGGACGGUCAGUGCUUGGGCCCCAGCUGGCCAGCCUGGCGAUGGGGAAACCAAACCAUGUCCCCCAGCGAAGGGCCAGAGUGGGAACCUGUCCUCAUGCCCUUCGUCCUGAGGAGCCCUGAGGUGGGCAGCAGGGGCCAGGGGAAGUUUUCAGGCCUUCAUCAAAGAGAACAACAUCCUCAGCUCCGCACCCCUCAUCCUGUAUCAGCACUUACCGGUGUGUGACUGCCCUUGUCAGCUAGCAUACGGUGGGCCCACCUGGCCCACUGGCUGUUUAUGCCACUGAUUUAUGAUAGGGAAUAUUAUCUUUGAACCCAAUGAAGUGUUUUCUCCCCCAUCACAAAAAAAAAAAUUCUUAUUUUUAGUAGACAUGUAUUUACCAAAAAUAUGUACUCAAUUAUUGUAUUUUGGAUUUUAUCAAUUUAAAAAUUGUGGAAAUUUGUUUGCUCUUACGCCAACAUAAUAUUGAUUUUGCCUCUUGGCUCUGAAAGCCCAAAAUAUUUACCGUCUAGCCCGUUACAGAAAAAGUCUGCUGACUACUGAGCCAGACCUCCAUUACCUCCAUCCCUGUUGGAUUAUUUAAAGAAAGCCUCAGACAGUAAGGGCUUUUUUAAAAGAAUAAAAUGACUUGGUUUGCGCUUGGAAGCAGGGGAAGCAUUCAGAUGAGCGGUUUCUGCAUUAACCCUGCCUAUCACGCAUCUCGUGUCCUGUGUGGCUGGCGAGCCCCCCUUGGAAGGUUCUGGUGCUUCAGCUGGCUCCUGCAGAGUCCACCCCGCCUCGUGGUGGGAAUGCAGAGCCCUUUGCUUUCCUUCUUGCCGCCUGCUUCCUGUUCCUGGGGACCCGCUGGGCCUUUGGUCUGCAUCCCCUGGCCAGGUCCCUCAGGGUUGAUGCGUGGAGAAGGACUUUGAGCAGUGGUGGGCAGCAGUGGCCUCCUGGCCAGCUCACACUCUUGUCCUGGGAGGGGCAGCCUGAUCUCACCUCCACCUAGUACCUUGGGGACUGAGGACCUUUUGGCUUCUCUGGAGCCUGCAAGCCUCUUCCCAUGUGUCCAGCUGCUCUUCCUGCUACAAAGGGGACUGCUCACAGUGGCCUCAGCUUGGUGGUUUUGAGGGGCCGCCCCCCGGCCCUCCAUAAGGGUAUCCUGGGCCUGAGAAUUCUGCAUCUGCCAUUGGAGGAUGGACAGCCUCAAAUGGAAGGAGUCCCACGGGAGAUGGGUCCGAGGUCCGGCUGUGGCCAUCCAGCCCCCUGUGGCUUGUCCAGCCUCUGUGCACCCCUGGUGUCUUCACUCCAGGGGCAGACAGCAGCCACUGCAGUUCCUUUCUUCGUGAGUAACAGUAGUGAUAGCAGCUGGGGCUAACAGGCUAGGCUUUGUGUUCUGCGCAUUUGGUCAGCUUCUCACUCGAUCCUCCCUAAAGCAAUGGGGAGGCCCCCACUAGCCCAGUUUUCAGGAAGUCAACUGGGAGGUUAGAUGGGGGCCAGGGUCCCACAGCUACUGAUGGCCCGAGCCAGGUUGAGCUUCCUGGUGUCCAGUCCGGAUCCCACUUGCAGAUCUCAUGCUCUCAGAUAGGUGGGACAAGUUCUUUUGUCACAGUGCUGGCUCUGUCCUGAGGCCUCAUUGCUGGCUGGGUGUGCUCUGCUGGGAAAAGCUUUGCGGGGCUUGCUUGGUUAACCACAGAAGAGAAGGGGACUGUUUGGGGUGCCUCUCUGCAGCCUCCCCGUGCUGGGUGGAAGCACGGUUACUGUGUUCUCUAAUGUUCAUGUAUUUAAAAUGAUUUCUUUCUAAAGAUGUAACCUCCACACCUUUCUCCAGAUUGGGUGACUCUUUUCUAAAGGUGGUGGGAGUAUCUGUCGGGGUGGUGUGGCCCUUGGAUGGGUCAGGUGGGUGUGAGAGGUCCUGGGGAGGUGGGCGUUGAGCUCAAAGUUGUCCUACUGCCAUGUUUUUGUACCUGAAAUAAAGCAUAUUUUGCACUUGUUACUGUACCAUAGUGCGGACGAGAAGUCUGUAUGUGGGAUCUGUGCUUGGGUUAGAAUGCAAAUAAAACUCACAUUUGUAAGAAA
Molecule: messenger RNA, 9882 nt
Organism: Homo sapiens (human)
Lineage: Eukaryota; Metazoa; Chordata; Mammalia; Primates; Hominidae
Gene: TFCP2L1
Product: transcription factor CP2 like 1
Exons: 15
Coding region: 1388-2128 (246 amino acids)
Biological process (GO): regulation of transcription by RNA polymerase II; positive regulation of transcription by RNA polymerase II
Cellular component (GO): nucleus; membrane; cytoplasm
Molecular function (GO): transcription cis-regulatory region binding; DNA-binding transcription factor activity; RNA polymerase II transcription regulatory region sequence-specific DNA binding
Source: RefSeq, a predicted model, not a curated record